AUGAGCAGCAUGGCACAAAAAAUUUUGAAUUUAUUGAAAGAAAGCAAUAAUGAAACUCAUGCUCAUGAAGAUAAGGACGAUCAGAGCAGCGAAGCUCCUUCACUGGACGAAGCUGUCCGAAAGGAACUUUUCAUUGACUCUGAUGAUUCUAUUAGGGAUCCAGAUUUUGAACAACCCGGGACUUCAUCUGGUAGUGAAAGCGAUGAAGAUGUAACAAUUCAAAUAAUACAACGACAGACAACAGCAAAUAGAGAGGAGCAAGUUAUUGCCAACAAUACCAAUAGAGCCAGACAUAAUAGGGGCAAAAAGCGUGCAAUAAAAGGAGAUACGAGGGCUGUACGACAGCACAGAAAGGAGAAACGUAAUACUGCCCAGGAAUAUGUAAAUUCCAAAGGAAAAAAAAGAGCUGCACGACCAUGCAGCCUUUUAAACCUUGCAGAAAUAAGUGUAGAGAAAAUGUUUCUGAAGAAGAAAGACAUAAACUCUUUACUGAAUAUUGGGCUGUGCGGGAUUAUAAUAGAAGAACAGCUUAUGUUGCUGGUUUACUUGAAAUUAAGAAAAACGCAGUAUCAAGACCCCGUACGUCUGUCCCAAAUAAAAGUAAACACCGCAUGA
Messenger RNA from Psylliodes chrysocephalus, 615 nucleotides. Lineage: Eukaryota; Metazoa; Arthropoda; Insecta; Coleoptera; Chrysomelidae. The record is from the annotation of a GenBank genome assembly.